UUCCAACAGCUCCUCCGCCGAGAGAGCCAGUGGCACGGCGCGGCUCCACUAGCCCGUCGCUCUCCUCAGCUUCCUCGAGCAGCCCAACCGCCAUGCAGCGAGGCAGGGUGCGGGCGGCGCUGGCGGCGCUGCUGUGCGCGGCGCUGCUCCCGCUCCGCCCGGAGGCUGUCAAGGCGCCCAAGCGGCCGGCGCGGACCCGGACCUGCGGCGAACGACCCGAGGAGCUGCUGGAGCAGCUGUACGGGCGGCUGGCAGCGGGCAUGCUCAGCGCCUUCCACCACACCCUGCAGCCCGAGCCGCCGGGCCGCCAGCACAACGCCAGCUGCCCCGCCGGGAGCCGGCCGGCCGCCGACAAGAGGUUCCGGCUCCCCGUCAACCUGCGCAGUGCCUCGCCGUGGGCCUACAGAAUUUCAUAUGAUCCCACAAGAUAUCCUAAAUACAUUCCUGAAGCAUACUGUCUGUGCAAAGGCUGCCUCAUGGGGAUCUUUGGCGAGGAGAAUUUUCACUUCCGCAGCACCCCCGUGUACAUGCCAACAGUCAUCCUCCGUCGCACGUCGUCGUGUGCUGGGGGCCGUUACGUCUACACAGAAGAUUACGUCACUAUCCCAGUGGGCUGCACUUGUGUACCUGAGCAAGAAAAAGAGGCUGAAAGUGUAAAUUCCAGCAUAGAUAAGCAAGAAAUGAAGUUGCUGGUAAGCCAGAACAAGCCGUCAUCAGAAUGAAGAAUAUAUAAAGAAUCAUGUUACAGUAUUGGCUUCACAUCAUCAUUUCACCACCUCAGGAAACUGCACCACAGCAGCAAACACAUCAACUUACCCUCUUUUUCUACUUACAGUUAUUUCAGUUAUAAGAUGGAAAGUUUUGACCAGUCACUCAGAUCAUUAGAGGUGACAAUUCAUAUUAAGAACUUCUUUAGUUCAUGUAAGUAUUUGUUGCAAAUUCCAGUGUAGCUUUUUUUUUUUCCUUAGAGCAGAACAUUUUAUCCUUGCUUAUUCACAGUAAAUUUUAGAAGAUGAUGCAACUGUAAGACAUGCUAGAUAUUACUAUAGCAGACUACUGGUUGUAGAUAUUUUAAAGGAGUCUCUUAUACUCUACUUUUAAAUACUCUUAUAUAAAAAAUCACAUAGCUGCCAUACAUGUGCCAAAUCAGCAGUUAGAAGGAUAAUUUCUCAGGCUGCAAGAGCCUUCCUUUAUAUUGCGCAUCUCAACUCCAAGCAGUGCUAUGGCUGUUACAUGUUUGGCUAUUUAUACACUAUAGCAAAGAAACCUUUGCUGAGUUUGUCAUUUGUGAAACAAUAUUAUAUGAGUUUGCUAUUUUCAAACUCGCCAAAUUGCUAAGGGUACAAAAGUGUUGAGAAAAAGCAUGCUAGAAUAUUGUAAAACUGCAGUGGACUUUUCUGAUGUGGACUAAAUUUAAUUGCACAGGAAAUACCAAUUAGAAAAAACACAGAUUGGGUCCCAAGAAUUCUGUAUUGGAUUUCAUUUGUCAUGAACUGUUCCUUAUGACAAAACUGUAUUCUGUACAGUUGAAAGGACAAAACCUUUUCCAUGUUAGGAGGGGAGAUUCCGCAUUAAAAAGAUAAGUACAAAGGGUAGGCUUCAUCUCAGGUGAGUAAACAGGCUAGGUCUUAACUUAUAGAUGCUACAGAGGUCAUUGAGGUGAGUCCCAGCCAAUCCAAACGUGUUAAAUCCAACUGAUUUAUAAAGUUAGUGUUACUCAUUUUCCCCUAUGCUACAUGUAACAGACAAUCACCUGUAGAAGAUGCUAGUCUGUGGAAGAGCAGCCUUCCAUCUUUGCAGCUUACAGAAACUUGAUGGCAAGCCAUAAGAAGAAACCCUAGAUACAAAACAAUUUGCAUUACCAGAACAAAGGACUGAAGGUUGACUCAGUCUAGUGAAAGAGAAUCAAGAGUAACCAGGCAUGUCUUGCGUGACCGUAACUCCUCAGGGGGCCACAAUCACCAAAGUUGGUAAGCAGAACAGCAGAGAAUAUCUUUUAUAGUUGAAGGAUCAUGACUGCAGUAUCAUUACAAAAAAAAAUAAAUACCAUAUGCAGCAAUGUAUUUGCUACAUCAAGAAUCUCAAAAUUUGGCUUAAUUCAUAGCAGAGAAAGUCCCUAUGCUACGCAAACACACACUCCUUUGGAGUGUCAUUGGAUGAAGAAUGGAAAGAUAAUGAACUAAACAGAAUUAACAAGUUAAACAGAGCAUAAAAGUCAUAUGAAAACUCCUUGUUGUGGUCCGUAAUUAUUGACUCAGUCUAGUAUAACAGUAUUUUUAUAGUGCAAUCUGUAUAGCUUCUUACAAAGCCUAAAACAACUUUAAGAACUCCAGAAACCAAUAAAAGAUUCCCAUCACAAUGUC
This is a messenger RNA of Grus americana (Whooping crane), 2363 nucleotides long. It is a transcript of the gene IL17D, whose product is annotated as interleukin 17D. Gene Ontology annotation, molecular function: cytokine activity. The record is from RefSeq and is a predicted model, not a curated record. Gene Ontology annotation, biological process: inflammatory response. The coding region runs from base 93 to 722 and encodes 209 amino acids. The transcript has 3 exons. Lineage: Eukaryota; Metazoa; Chordata; Aves; Gruiformes; Gruidae. Gene Ontology annotation, cellular component: extracellular region.